Molecule: messenger RNA, 3564 nt
Organism: Trichobilharzia szidati
Lineage: Eukaryota; Metazoa; Platyhelminthes; Trematoda; Strigeidida; Schistosomatidae
Source: the annotation of a GenBank genome assembly
UAGUCGCCCAUAAUACUAGGUACAAAACUAUUUGCUCUUCCUUAGCAUGUCUCUGAAUGGAACUAAACAUCGGGAAUAACGAAUGGCUUAAGCCAUGUACACAAUUGCGUAUAUACAGAUUGUAAUCAUCCAUGUUUUGCGCAAUUUGUCUAAUAAUAUUUACCUGCAAUAUCUAAUAUUCAGAAAUGUUAUCUUAAGACCGAUAUUUCAGACACUUGAUAGAUUAGCGAAGUAUAAUUUAAAUUUCUUGUCGAUAGGGAAGAAGUAUUUGUGGUAACGCAUUGGAUUGUGCAGACAGAAAACGCUGGGAUUUCACAGUUGCUAAACUUCCCACAGUGGGUACACUAUAAGGAGGUUGCGUUCAAUAGGUUUACAAAAUCACCCUAGAUUGUGGCAUUUUUCCACACAUAUUGGAAACGAAAGCAGUAUUGAAUCUUUGAGUAAAUGAGUGCAUAUAUUUCCUUUGUCAAAAGUGGCGGCUGACGAAUACUGUUCAGUCGCAGAAAUAUGGGAAAAAGUAGCUGCUUUAUGGAUGCAUAAAUAAACUUCAUUUUCAAAGAGUUUAUAGCUCUAUAUUUGCGUGCUAAGUGCAUGCAAAGGUGUACUGAAUACGGAGUUUCAAAACCCUGGAAUGUAGUCUUAAUAUGUGGUUGGUAAGUAAACAAAGUUAUCCCAGUUAUUGCUAACACUACCUCAGCAUACAUACAGAGGUUUUUUCCUUUGCGCUGACAAGAUACCUUGUAUUUUCUUUAUUGUGAACUAUGUAGAGAAGUUGGCUGAAUGAGGUUCUAGGGAUGUUGGAGACUUUUAUUAAAGUGGUCCAAACUGUACCGCAACAUCGCAAAUGUUCUCAUUCUUUCCAGCAUCGAGCAAAUAUCUGGGUGCCGCAUCAUCUGUAUCAAAUAUCUACAAAUUUUAAUCUAUUAGCGACUUUUAAACCCUCGGCAUAAUAAUAUUACUAGUGGUAUACUCGUAUCCAAACCUUGUACAACUGUUUGAGUUAUUUAUUUCUUCAAAAAACUAGUGGUUCUUUCAUUAGAUUUACUUUUCCUGAUAGUUUUAAGUACAGUUGCAGAAUAAUCCUGAUUCAUUUUAUUUCAAGAUUAUUUCGAAUAAUUAUUUAAUGACACUAUUUUUACGUUAGAAGUAAACUCCAAACUUAUAGUACGGUAGUGGGCUUAGAAAUUAAUAGAAAUGAACAAAUAGGACUUUUAAUUAUGUUGCCGAAAACUGAAGUAAAAUGGAUAAAAACUGUAUUCCCUCGGUAAACAACUGUAAAGCUUGAAAAGUUACAAAAUAAAUAUCAUUCGAUGAGUAAAUGUCGCUGGCGAAAGCUACGUUAAGCGCUUGUAGCACUGAUCUUUUGCAUUAGAACGUUACGUACGUAAAGAUAUGAAUCUAGUCAGUAGUGAUGAAUAAUACCUCAUAUAUUCAUCUAAACAGUUAAUACUGCUAAUGGAAAUUUUACAGAGUAUCAGGAAGAUUGAUUUGUGCUAAAAUUUGUUUUUACUGCCCUUAUAACAGACGGUAAAGAAAGCUUUCCCAAUAGAAGUUUGAAUACUACCUGAAAAUUUAUAGUGAAAAUAGCCCCAUGUUAUGCUUUGAAGUUGGUUUCAUGCCAGUCUGUAAAAAUUUCCACAAAAUACUUCGUAUUAGUAAAAGUCAGUUUACAUGUACUAAUUCGUGAUGUCUUCUUAAUGUAGUGUCGUACUGUACAUUAGAGUAUCACUUUUACCUGUAGUAUGUCAUUUACUUAUUCAUUUAAAGUGACUUAUAAUAUUGCAGAUAAUCUGAAAUCAUAUUGUUUCAUUUCUUCAUCAAGAAUCCAUUCAAUUUAUAUCAUUCCACUGUUUUAUUCUCUACUGAUAAACCUCAGAAUAUUCACUCAAAACAAUCUUCCCAACUGGAUUUCUGCAAUGUUCACCUGUUUCCUUAAAAUCAGAAGAAGAUGUAGUCUUUACAAUAAUCCUUUACGGGUUUUAUCUACUUCUUCAAGUAAUGCGGAGUUGUCUUACAUGCAAAAACAGUAUUCUAUGCUGGACAAAGAAUGCAAGGAACGUGUAAGUACUUUGGAUCCAGUCAAUCCUCGGGAUAUAUUUGUAAAUAAUGAAGUAAAACUGGGAAAAGUUCAAGUUUAUGGCUUCGAUUAUGAUUACACGCUAGCUCACUACACUUCUGAACUGGAUAAAUUUAUUUUCAAUGAAUCGCGUACCUGGCUUGUUGAACAAAUGAAAUAUCCUGAAGAAAUUCUGAACUGUGAUUAUGUGGAAUUCGCCAGGCGUGGUUUACAUUUUGAUGUAAAAAGGGGAUUAUUAAUGAAAGUAGACGCUUUUCAUCAUAUCCAACUGGAUACUGUUCAUCGUGGCUUUACACUCCUGUCAUUAAAUGAAAUACUAAAUGUUUACCGUGGAGUUCAUCUGGCUAGUGAUGUUUUGAAGCAAAAGAUAACACCCAGUGAUACUGUUAUGCUCCAGUUAAUGGAUUUCUUUCGAUUGCCAGAAAUCAAUCUUCUCUGUUCAAUUAUAGCUUUUUUCGAUAGACGUGGUAUAAACUACAAACCUGUGUAUGUUUAUCAAGAUGUUUCUACGGCUGUAGCACGGAUUCAUAAGUCUGGUCUCCUAGGUCAAACAGUCAUGUCUAAUCCAGAAAAGUACAUUGUAAAAGAACCUCAACUGCGUAAAUUUCUAUGCCGAUUAGUGGAGAAUGACAGGAAGCUAUUUGUAAUAUCAAAUAGUUCAGCUGCAUACAUUGAUCGAGGACUAAGAUUUUUGAUUGGAGAAGAUUGGCAAGAAUUAUUCGAUGUAAUCAUUUCUCGUGCAAACAAACCGACAUUUUUUAAAUCACAAUUGGGACAGUUUCGACGUACUGAUGUGAGUGGUACAUUUAAACACUGGGAAGCAGUACAAGCAUUUAAACGAGGUCAAAUGUAUGAAGGAGGUUGUUUAGAACAAAUGAUUAAACUUACUGGAUGGUCUUCAGCAAGCAUAUUAUACUUUGGAGAUCAUGUGUAUGCAGAUCUUGCAGAUGUGGCGAGUAUAUAUGGUUGGAUGACUGGAGCUGUUAUACCUGAACUGGAACAAGAACUCAUUGCUGCCAAUGAUCCUGACUUUAAAAUGAAUCUUAGACGCCUAAGAAUAUUGGAGAAGCUAAUCCAAGAGAAUCAACAUGUCAGUUCACCCGAAGCCAAGUCAUUACUUGAACAAUGGUUUGAUGAACGAAAUGCUCUAAGACGUUCAAGUAAAUUUGUAUUUGAUCCUCAAUUUGGAAGUAUUUUUCGUUCAUUUCAUAAUCCUUCGUACUUUUCACAACGUCUUGGACAAUAUGCUACAUUGUAUACAUCAAGGAUAACAAAUUUACUACACUUCCCGUUGGAUCAUGCAUUUUUCCCCAAGAGAACUGCUUUACCCCAUGAACCGGAUUGAUUUUUGAACUGUUUGUAAUUUAUUUAUUUAUUAAUGUAACCAGUUAUUUCUUUGUUUUUAUUGUGAAUUUUCUCCCACUUUUUGUCAAUAAUAAUUUUUUUUACUGAGAUAAGAGUUAUUCGUAGUAAAUAUAAAGAAUUUC